Molecule: messenger RNA, 8520 nt
Organism: Xyrauchen texanus (razorback sucker)
Lineage: Eukaryota; Metazoa; Chordata; Actinopteri; Cypriniformes; Catostomidae
Gene: rbm33a
Product: RNA binding motif protein 33a
Exons: 19
Coding region: 146-3748 (1200 amino acids)
Molecular function (GO): RNA binding
Source: RefSeq, a predicted model, not a curated record
UCUUCUGCAGAUGUUUUCAGUGCUCGGACUGAGGGGAAUUCACGCUAAGAUAACAGCCUGAAGCUCUACACUUAAACCUGUUUCAAUGCACUCAUCGACGUUAUAGAGAUACCAGAGUCUCCAAGAUAACAUACAGUAUUGGGUUAUGGCGACCAAUACCGGUGAUGAUGAGUUUGAUGAAUAUGAUAAGCCUGGUGCUGAAAGGUCAAGAAGACGAAGAGGAGAUGACGACGAUGACUUGGAGAGUGAUCUGGAGGAAGACUUACUUGAAGAAGAUUGGCUGUUGUCAAAAAAGAACCCAUCAGAGCUUUCAGAUGAGGAGCUGAACGAUGACCUCUUGCAAAGUGACGAAGAGGACCAAAUUGAAAGUGGCCAGGGUGAAGUUUUGAGUUUAAAUGCAACCCUGGGUCUGGAGACCUCAGGCCAAGUUCAGGAUGAAGACACUGAAGGGGGCCAAUAUACAGAAGAGGCCUUUGAACAGACGGUUGGGCAAGAGGGUUUAGCUAAUGAUGAGAAUGAGGAGUACCAAGCAGAGGAGGAAGGGAUGGAAUACACAGGAGAGCAGAAUUAUGAUGGAUAUCAAGAUGAAGUGCUGGACCUACAGAUCGAUGAGCCACUGGAUGAUGAUUUUCAAGUGGAUGACUAUCCGGCUGAGUAUAGUGAAGAGCAGCAGGAACAGCAGACUGACCAACAGGAAGUUGAAAAGGAACAUGAGGAUGAAACAGAGUAUGGCUCUCAGGUCCCAGAAUUAGAAGAGGCAGAAAAUGACCCUGUAGCUGAAGCUGAGCCUGACCAGGACAUGGAUGUGAAGGAAGAGUCUGAUGAGGAAGAGGAAGAUGAUGAGGAAUCUGGCCGCCUGCGAUUUAAAACAGAGCGCAAAGAUGCCACCGUAGUUAGGCUGUCAGAUGCCACUACUAAAAGAAGGAACAUCCCAGAGACAUUAGAGCUCUCUGAGGAAGCUAAAGCAGACCUGCAAGAGUUUGAAGAAAAGGAACGUCAGAGGAAGCAGGGCCGUUUUGGAGGGCAAGGGAGAGGUGGAAUGCGAGCAGAUGGAGGAAGAGGAGGAAUGGCAGGUAGAGGAGGGGUCAGGGGAAGAGGAGGACAAGGAGGCGGUGGAAGAUGCGAAUUCCCUCCUUUUGGAAUGGGGAAUUUCCAUGGAGUUGGAGGGCGAGGGAGAAUAAAUGAGCAAAGGCCUCCACUGAUGCAAAUGAACUUGGGGAUGCAGCAGCUCAGAAUGACUCCUCCACUCCAACAUCAUCAACAAUCUCGUCUGACUGUCCAUAGAGGUGCUGGAGGUCCAGGGCUUUUUCCAGAACCAGGCGCCUCACUCCCUCAGCAGCCAUUGCAGCUGUUGAUGCCACACCUGGCCCACCGUUCGCCUGGGCCAUCUCCCAGAGCCCAACACGACACACACGGACUGCGCAUAUUGAGCUCACUGCCACGGCACGCAACCCCACACCCCAACCAGCACCAGCAGCAUCAACAGCACCAACAGCACCACUCCAAGAACAUUCACAUCAACCCUCACUUCAGAGGACCUUCCUCCUCACCUGUGCAAGUUCCCUCAAUGCCUCCUGUGCAGAACCAACCAAGGACAAACAUCGCUCCACAGAGACUCACAGCUCCUCCUGAUUUUCAGCGGCAUCUCCAAGGGAAUUUUGGACCACCUCAGCGGCCCCUGCUCCCCCAGGAGCAAUGGAGAGGAUCACUACCUUCUCAUCAGGAUCGAGAACACUUCUUCACUGGUGAACCUCGUUUUCCCGGCCAGCACCAGUUUGAUCAGGCUGGCCCUCCCCCCCUCAUGAAUAACAAUGUUCUUCCGAUGUCGGGACAAGGCCCUCUGCCUUUCCCCCCACAAGGGGGGCUUGGAGGUUCUUUAUUUGGUCCUCUAGGACUUGGGCAAAGCCAAGGGCCUCAGGGAGGUGGUGUUUUCCAGAGAGAGUCCCCACGUCAGAGUCUGGCCCCACAGCAUGCAGGCGCCCCUGGACCACGUGGCUUUGUGGGUCACAGACAACCCUUCUCUCCCCAGCAGCAGGGACCCCCCUUUAGCCCUCAGAACAUGCCGUUUGGUAUGCAGGUACGGCAGAGAGGUCUAAUGCAGCAGCACUCUCAGCCCCUGCACCAUGAUUCUCCACUAUCCCAUCAGCACUUAAACCAGCAGCAGCACCAGCAACACAGACAGGACUUGCUCCCCCAGGGCCUGCCUCACUCCCAGCCACUGCCCCAACACCAACAGCUCUACCAACACCACCCAAGGGACCAACAUCCCACUGUGCACCUCUCCCAGCCUCAUUUCUGCCAACCUGUUCAAAGUGGGCAUAGACCAAUGCAGCCCCGCCCACAGGGAAUCCAGCAGCGAAACAACCCUCCCAGACCCAGAAUGAUAUCUCCUUCUCCCCUGCAGAAGAUCCCACCUCAGCGCAACAGCAACCUUCGUGAGCUGCCCAUUGCUACUGGCAACAAUAAUGUCAACUUGUCAGUGCCUAGUGAACAAGCAAAGCAAGUUACCAGGGCAACACAGAAUGUUAGGCCAGGACAACCUGUUCGUGCUGUACCUGCAGGAAGAGGAGGACCUGUGGCACAAAGGCAGGGUGCUGCCAAAGUACUGCAGCAGCCCAGUGCACCUCAAAUGAAGAAAGAGCAGCCAGCUGCACAGUCAAGCACCACUCCAGAGGACCCAGAUGAAGAUGAGGAGACACGUCAGUACCGGCUAAAGAUUGAGGAACAGAAGCGUCUGCGAGAAGAGAUCCUCAAGCACAAAGAGAUGCGCAGGCAGCAGCAGGCUGGUGUUCGGAAAAAAGAACUGAUGGAAAGAAUCAGUGGUCAGAGCCAAAACCAGACCUCACAAACCCAAAACCCCACACAGAUCCCCAUAGCCCAAUGCCCUUCUCAACCCCCGCAACAGCUCCCUUUAUUGUCCUCUAAUGGUACAACCCAGAACCCUUCUUCAGGUCUGAGCACCCCUCAUGAGAAUGUUAAAGCCCGUCUACAGAACACUAAAGCUCAGACACUGGCUUCAGGCUGGUCUGGGGCACAGCAGCAACAGAAAACUGGUCCUCCUGUCAGCCAGCAGGGCCAAUGGCAGCCACAGCAGAAGAAGACCAUAAAUCCACAGAACACUCAAGGACAGGGCAAUGUUCAGACUAACCCAACUGUAGGGCAAAGCCUGGGUCAACCUCAACCGGGGGGAAAGAGAACAGUGAUGCAGCGUACAAACAGUGUGGAAUCACCACAGGUUCCACAGAAAGUUCGAGUGAUUAAGCUUUUAGGGGAGGCAGAUGCUGGUCCUAACCCUGGUGCCCCACCUCAGCAGCAACUUCAGCAGCCAAUUGGUCGGCCUGCCCCCCAACAGAGGCUCAGUCCCAGCAGGAAAGUUACCAUGGCAACUGGCACUGUACAAAAUCAACAGGCUGGCCGUGGCAUGGCAAACCAAACAAACCGGGUGGUAGUUCGGGGUCGAGGACGAGGCCGUGGUGUGGGGCGUGCAAUGAUGCAACAGAACCCAAGACCUCAGGAUGGUCAGCGCAGCACCGUCUGCAUUGAGGGUUUGUCUACCACCACCACCAACAAACAGCUCAUGAACUUGCUCAACUCUAUUGGUCCUGUUGAGAGGUUUACAAUGUUUCCCGAGCAGCAGAAAGCCAUCGCCAAAUUUGUGAACCCACAGCAUGCAGUGAGUUUUCAGCACAGCUUUCACAGGCACAUGAUAGAUUUGUCUCACAUCGAUGUAUCCAUUAUUGAUGGCUGAGGAACAAGUCAGUUCAACAGAAGAGAAGAAAAGACAAGUGAGCAAGAAGCUUUUCUGUACAAUGGAUGCACAAGCAGGAGGCCAAAGCUGAGGAAGCUGUGAGGAAAGUGAUGUCGUCAAACUCAAGCCACUUGCCUGACAGAACCAAAAACAAAGAGCCAAAACACUAGCAGUGUCCUGCUGAACAUGGCAGCAGUGGAACUGGUGUUGACAAUGACUUUGACAUGAAGUCUCGAUCUUCUUUUUGUAUCUUCAUUAGUAAUGGGAAAGUAGUAAAUAGUUGGGAAACUCUUGAAGUGAAAAGAGACAUGAGGUAUAAAGCCAGGGCUUUUUAUGUGACUGUUGAUAAUAGUUGCUCCCAUCCUGUUGCUUGUGAGACAAACAUUAACAAUUUUGAAUGGCUUAUUUUUGUCAAGGGAUUUAAGAAUUCUUGCUGCUUUGGAUUUUCAUCAGUCAUUGAUUUGACAAAGUGGCCUCACUUUGUAUUGUUCUGCAGUUGUUGGUGCCACCAGUAGAGGGCAGCAUUUGAAUGCAAAUGUGUGCUGUGUGGAGCUCUUCGGAUUGUGGCAGUUGGACAUCACUGUGAAAAGCACUGCUUUGCCUUGCAGAGAAAUUGAAGUGAGCCUGUUGUGGGACUUCAGGGUCGUGUUUGGUUGCUGUUUCAUUAGUUACGUAACUUUCAGAAGCCACUGUGAGAUUGCAAGCCACUCAUAUUUGUGCAUUUGUCCCAUGACCGUCAAUGCUAAGUUUAUUCAUUUUCCAUUUCACCAUUAUAUUUCUGUUCCAGUUUUGCUUUAGGUUGGUUUUUGUUCUGUAGAGCAUGGCUUGUGAGUCUUUCUUUCCUAGAGACAUGAUCUUUUCAGUGUUCAAAAUUAUUUGUCAGUAAAUGGCUUUUAUUCUUUGAUUUUAAGUUUAGAUGCUAUAGUAUAUUUAGAUUGUUUUAAUUGUUGACAAUGGCUUCUAAGAAAGUAUUAAAUGCUGGCAUCAGUCAUAAAGCAUUUCAUGCCCCAUACUCCCUUUUAAAGUGUUCGUUUUUCAUUUCUCAACAUUUUGCACAUAUUGUGCAUGAAGGAGAAUGAUAGAAUCAUGGCCCAUGUAACGAUUCCAUAGGAUUUUAUUGUGUCAUUCCGUUUGCUUACAUGAUCCGGAUUAUCUAGUGCACUAGCACUACAUGUAACUGUCCUGUUUACAAAAACGACUUUUUGUUAUUUGGGCUAUUCAUAUUGCGUGUAUGUUAGAACUUUUGUUUCUAAUCAAGUGGUCUGUUGUUUUGAAGUUUGUCAGGGGGGGUAUUACGGGUCACUAAUUGAAUUAUAGAUAAAGAGAUUGCCCAUUGUCAACUGUCAGGUGACCUUCAAGAAACCUUAGUCUUGAAAUUUGUUACCUAAGGCUUAGAUUUUUGGAAGAUGGAUUUUUGGAACACAUGCUUUAUGCAGAAAUCGUCAGUAUCCAGUUAACAUAUUGCAUCAUACUAAUAAUCAGCAUUCACUCUGGAUUUCCAAGCUUAAAUUAUGAUUCAAUUAAUUAUUAUUAUUAUUAUUAUUAUUCUUGAUAGUCCAUCCCUACUGUGUAAGCAUUCUAGUUUGUUUAGUCUAACUGCACAGCUUAACCUAAACAUUCACACCUUUCUUCGAUGUAGUUCAUUAUAAUGUUCAUAUGUGUGAUGAUAAAUUCAAUCUCUCCACUUACAUUAUAAGUUACUUGUGUAUCAAAAACAAGAUCUUGUUAUAUUAUAUGGAGUGUCUUGUAGAAGUCUCUAAUACAUAAGAGCCACCUCAAAGAGUACAAGACAGAAUAAGGAUUUCUGUAGCUAUUUGCACAUGCUACGAUUUCAAAGGAUUAUGGAGCAACUAUUAUCAGUGGCCUCUUAUGUAUAUGAAGGGGAAAAAAUAUUUGUAUGAAGCUGUCCUUUGAAGUCCAUUGUUUUCUCAUCUUGAAAUCUUUCCAUGUUUGAAAGUAGUUUGAAAAUACCUCUUGGUAUGUGACAAGUAAAUAUAUUUUCUCAGUUUGAUUUUAUAUAGAACUAUAAAAAAAACUAUUUCUUGGUCAUUUUACAACAGUUUUGUUUAUGAAAUACUUUAAGCUUAUUAUUUGAGGACAUUUUAAAGAAAAAAAUAAAAGAUGGUCAUGUAUAUACCAUGUAAAUAUGGGUAUGUGAAGCCAACUAACUCUAUCACCCUUAACUGUUGUCUGAUGUGCAUUUGUGUUUAAAGAUUCUCCUUGCAAUUUAAAAAGUGCUUUUUAUUAUCUGAAGAUAGUAUUCUCUUUUUCCUAAUUCUUCGUCCCCCUAAAUGUUUCUCUCUAUUCUGCCAAUUGUAGAAAUUGAUUUUUCUGGGGAAAUGAUAUUGUUCUUAGUAAGGUGCAACCACUGAUCUCAAGUCAGGUUUUGGUGAUUAUGCUCAGACAUAAUAGCCCAAGGUUUUGGCCACACUGAGUGUAUUUAGUUCAUUUUGUAAAGCUGCUACCCUUAACCACCCACUUGUUUUAAGAAGUACUUUUAAUUUGCUAACUUACCCUCUUUUAUUAUAGCGUGGUUAAUUCCAGUGCACUUUUUGUUUAUUUUGAUUAUUUGCGUCUUGAGUUUCUAGGAAUAAUAGAAAUAUACACAACGGGUAAGAUUGUGAAUAAUGUUAAAGAAGUUUAUGGAUCUAAACUUCUUUCUUUUUUUCUUUUUUUUUUUUGCUGAAAGUUGCAUAACGCACAGUUGAUUUGUUUGCCCAGUUGCACAAGUUUAUCCAUUUUAUUGGAUUUGUUACUUUUUUUACUAUAUAUAUAGAGAGAGAGAGAGAGAGAGAGAGAGAGAGAGAGAGAGAGAGUGAAUCUUGUGGAUUUAAAGAGUUUCAGCUAGGCUGAAUAAUGUUUCUUAAGACACCUUUUCUAAGUCUUAUAAGACGUGACAUUUAUAAAUUGCUUGUCUUAUAAGAGAAAAACUGAUUCACAUUGAACUUUUAACUAGUAACUUCAUUGUAAAUAUAGCAUUUAAAAAAACUGUAGAGUUGGGGAAAAAAAAAUAUUUUUCCAAAGUAAUAUCUCAAGUGAUGUAAAUUUAAGUUUUUAGAGGUUCUCUUAAAUUGUUUUUAGAAAACUUAUUGCUCAGAUACUUUAGACACCCUGUUUGGUGUAAAAUUAUGUAUUAUGUAAUAUAGAUAAGAAUAGGCUACAUUUUGACUUAUUGAUUGUGUUUUUAUUUUUUUAUUUUAUUUAGUUUUGUUUAUGUCUGUCAAUGAAGUGUCUGGCACACUCAAAUAUUUUUUAUAUGGAUCCUGCUGCUUUUGUAAUUGGCAAUUGGCCAGUAUUUUUAAAGGACCAGUGUAGCCUAUUGUUUCAAAUUAAAAAAGUUUAUUUAUAUAAUGGUAGCCUAAGUGUAAGACCAGAAAUGUAGCAUUUUCUCCCAUAAAAAUGGGAAGAAAUGGUGACUUUCAAAUUCAGGUGCUCCUUUUGCUUAACCAUUUUUGCCUUUUUUACUCAAAUAUUUGUGUGUGUGGUUUUUUUAGCAUCAACACAAGCUUCCCAUUGGCAGCAGUAUGUAAUUUAACCAAUCUUCUUUCUAUUCCAGGACAGAGCUUCCAGAAACACAGGAAGGAGGGUUUUUCCAUAAAAUAAAUGUACUGUAGCCCUUUUUUCAUUUUAAGAUUUAAUAUGCAUUGGUUCUCAAAAGGACAUUUUAGCUGUGUCGAUUGUUAAUACUAACAUUACUUUAUUUGUUUGUAAAUCCUUUGAUUUUAUAGUUUCAUUUGUGCUGCAAAGUAACUGAAAAGUUGUUAACUAUUUUGUGGCUAACGUGCCAACAUUCCAUUUGUUGGACGAUAAUUAUCACAGUAAGGUUGAAUCAUGCACAAGUUCUAAUUAAUUGUAAUGAAAUUCUGUAUAGCUGUGUAGCUAUGUUGGACAUGUGGUGGAGUCAUCCUGUGGCAUGAUUUGAGAAAGGUAAACCUUGCAUAUGUACAUUAUAACAUGGUGUGAGUGGACAUGACCUGACGAGACCAUGUUUUGAGAAUAGACAGACUAUUUCAGACUAGCAAACAACAGUUUCUGGUGCCAUGGAUAUCUAUGGCACAUGGUGGGAUAAUGCACUAGAACUUCAUGUUCUUAAGUCUACGGACUGGCAAGUUAAUUUUGAAUCUGGUCUUGUUUUGCUGUCUUGAAGAACUAGUGCUGAUAGUAUCAGAGAUUGGAAGAUAGUAUUUUGCAGGUAGUAUCAAGAGAUUGGAAGAUAGUAUUUUGCUGAUAGUAUCAGAGAUUGGAAGAUAGUAUUUUGCAGGUAGUAUCAAGAGAUUGGAAGAUAGUAUUUUGCUGAUAGUAUCAGAGAUUGGAAGAUAGUAUUUUGCUGAUAGUAUCAGAGAUUGGAAGAUAGUAUUUUGCUGAUAGUAUCAGAGAUUGGAAGAUAGUAUUUUGCUGAUAGUAUCAGAGAUUGGAAGAUAGUAUUUUGCUGAUAGUAUCAGAGAUUGGAAGAUAGUAUUUUGCUGAUAGUAUCAGAGAUUGGAAGAUAGUAUUUUGCUGAUAGUAUCAGAGAUUGGAAGAUAGUAUUUUGCUGAUAGUAUCAGAGAUUGGAAGAUAGUAUUUUGCUGACAGUAUCAGAGAUUGGAAGAUAGUAUUUUGCUGAUAGUAUCAGAGAUCGGAAGAUAGUAUUUUGCUGAUAGUAUCAGAGAUCGGAAGAUAGUAUUUUGCUGAUAGUAUCAGAGAUCGGAAGAUAGUAUUUUGCUGAUAGUAUCAGAGAUCGGAAGAUAGUAUUUUGCUGAUAGUAUCAGAGAUCGGAAGAUAGUAUUUUGCUG